Molecule: messenger RNA, 2425 nt
Organism: Austrofundulus limnaeus
Lineage: Eukaryota; Metazoa; Chordata; Actinopteri; Cyprinodontiformes; Rivulidae
Gene: epoa
Product: erythropoietin a
Exons: 5
Coding region: 182-739 (185 amino acids)
Biological process (GO): nucleate erythrocyte development
Cellular component (GO): extracellular region
Molecular function (GO): hormone activity; cytokine activity; erythropoietin receptor binding
Source: RefSeq, a predicted model, not a curated record
CAGUCAGCAGUGAUGCAAAGUCUGGUAGGUGAGGCAGGCUGCGGAGCCGCAGCACAACUGCGCACUUCUCGCGCCGCAGUUCGGACCCUCUGGACCUUUCACCGGCGCCUCGAACCCAACCUGCGGCGCUCCGGUUCACUUCUCCCACGAUGUUUGUAAAAGAUGCCGCACCUUUUCGCGAAUGUUGCGGAAAACUUGUAAAGGACUGUUUGCCUUGCUGUUGAUAGUGUUGGAGUGGACGCGUCCAGGCCUGCUAUCCCCACUGAGGCCGAUCUGUGACCUGAGGGUCCUGAACCAUUUCAUCCAGGAAGCACGAGACGCAGAAACUGCUAUGAAGUCGUGUAGAGAAGGAUGCAGCCUGUCAGCAUCUGUCUCUGUUCCCCAAACCACUGUCAACUUUGAUGACUGGGAGAAGAAAACUGCGCAGGAGCAAGCUCAGGAAGUUCAGACGGGCUUGUGGCUUUUACAACAGGCCCUCAGCUUACUACAGACGUCGAUGACAAAUGCAGAGCUGAACGUCCACAUAGACAACACUGUCAGAAACCUGCUCAGCAUCAACGCUGUGCUGCGAAGUCUCAAUAUUCAGGAAUAUACUCCACCAGCCAGUGCAGCGGGACUCCCGGGAACGUGGCGGGUGUCCUCGGCAGCAGAGCUGCUCCAAGUUCACGUAAACUUCCUGCGAGGGAAAGUGCGCCUGCUGCUCUUGGACGCGCAGGCUUGUCGGCAAGACGUCAGCUGAUCGGCCGACCGGCCUUCUAAACCAGGCAAAAGUAACUCGUGUUUCCUAAGGCACGUGGAGGAACUUGACUUUGUUCAGCAGCUGGAUGCAGUGUGGGAAGAGUCUCUGUGUAUAGGGGAGCGAUCUAAAAGGAAAAGACACUUCCAGGAAAUGCUACAGAUGGACAGGAGAUGACAGCACCUUGGAAUGUAGACGCGUCUCGUGGACAUGUUGAAGCACAUACUGACCAGAACGAUGCCUUUGAGAAGCACCGCUCCAAUAGCUGUUCUACAGGCACUCUCUUGCACUUUCUGUGAGGACGUACUCGUAUGAAUGACUCGACGUUGGACGUUUCACUGCGUGUUCUGUUUUCAAGGGGUUUGACCCCCCACACUCAUUUCUGUAGAGAGAAAGAAAAUACAGAUUGCACCUGAAAACUGGAGGACUACGAGGCAGAACGAGGGUUUUCACUCUAAACGCCUUUUAUCAUUUUUCAACCAUGCCUCUUAGAAAUAAUAUUCUUGUCUUUUGGAACUGGUCAGUGUAGUAUUCUAUUAUUUUUAAUAUAUGUAAUAGCUAUUUAUACAGAUUUUCUACUUUCAGGCUCUAGUCUUUAGCUAUAGAUCCUCAAUUAAAUGUUCACUUUUUGUACCACUGAACAUUUUGCACACAUGCAAAGAUAUUCUCAUGAUUUGCAAAGUCAAGCUGCUCCUCCUUUUUUAUAUAUAAAUAUAUAUAUAAAUUUAAAGGACAUCUGUGUUACACUUACUCCAAGAACAGAAGCCAAAAGCUCUAUUAGUUUCAUUCGUAGUGUGAGAGCAAGAAGUCCCUGUGGAGGGUCACAUGGGAAUGAUGAGCCUGUUAUCUUUGUUUCAGUUUCUGUCUAGCCCCAACACUCAUCCCGUCUCUGCACACUGAUAGCCAGACCGCCUGGAAAAUUUACAAUUAACAUCCUGUGGAGCCGUGAUUGCAAAAAGAUUUCCAGAACCUGACGCUCGCUUUGUUUUUUUUCCCUUCCUCCGCUGUUUGUCAAACAGAAAACAGGCAAUCUUCUCAUCCUGGGAACUUCGGGGCUAAUUUGAAAAAAAAAAGAUGCUCUGCUCUUUUACGUUCAUUAAGAGUUGUUGUCUUCCGUAUUUUUAUGUUUUGUUGCGCAAGUGCAAGAUGUUUUUGAGGAUGUUGGUCUGUUUUCUUUCCUGUUUUUUGUAUCGUUUUGUUCCAUUGCUGCAAAAAUCCACUAUUUAAAUACAAAAAUACUGUGCUUGGAUAAAGAAAGGAUAGAAGGAAACAACAACGGGAAGUUUGUUCAUUUUUUUAUCUCUGUCGCUAAGAGCAGUCGAAUUAAAAAACAAACAUCCACUGAGAACAAACAAUUAAUUCAUGCUGCACAAGUUUUACAGUCAUCCAGCCUUGUUUUCAUGUCUUGUUUACAGAAAUUAAAUUCAAGGAAAUGCACAAGCUAAAAUCUGAAGAAGUUGGAAUGGAGUGUGGGGUGUAAACCAGAAUGUAAAUCUCAUAAAUUCAAAAUUUUUCAUGGUGGAACACAGUGAAAAUAGCAAAAGUUGAAGCUAAAACUGGCAUUAAAACAAGUCUGAUCUGUUCAGUACAUCAACACCUCAUCCACAGAUCCUGGUUAUUUAUUUGGGAAUAUUAGCUGCAGUAAAACUACAGCUUAUUAUUGUAAAAAUAAAAUGAAUAUUGAUCUCA